AACAAUGAUUGAAAUCAAACAUGUGCUAAUCGUGUCAAUCAUCCUACGAAUUGCAUUCUUUGGGUAUGGUCUAUAUCAAGACAAAUAUAUGGUGGUAAACUAUACCGACAUUGAUUAUCUUGUCUUUUCUGACGCUUCUCAAUUCGUGUAUAACGGACAAUCACCCUAUUUGAGAGAAACAUACCGAUACACACCUUUACUCAGCUGGUUGUUGAUUCCCAAUAACUUCACAUUCUUAUUUGACAAUGCGAUAUGGUAUAAUUUUGGCAAGGUUUUGUUUAUGGCUUGUGAUUUGAUCACGGGGUACCUCAUUAUGAAGUUGCUUGCCAAAGACCAAACAUUGACGAAAAGAAAGAUUAUGUCGUUGAGUGCAAUUUGGUUGAUUAAUCCUAUGGUUAUUACAAUCAGCACAAGAGGAUCUUCAGAAAGUGUGCUUACUGUCAUGAUUAUGUUGUCAGUGUACUAUUUAAUUGUCAGGGAUAAUGUUGUAGUUUCCGGGAUAUGGUUAGGUGUAGCCAUCCAUUUCAAGAUAUAUCCAAUCAUAUAUUUGCCUAGCAUAUUAUUAUAUUUACAAAGCACACCAUUUAUAAAACAAAUUCCAAUUUUGAACCUAGUCAACUUGAAAAACUUGCAAUUUUUCAUAUCGACAAUAAUCACCGUGGUUGUACUCACAUUAGGAAUGUAUUGGGUAUACGGAUACGAAUUCAUAGAUAAUUCAUACUUGUACCACCUCACCCGACUUGAUCAUCGCCACAAUUUUAGCAUCUACAACAUGGCACUCUACUAUAAAUCUGCCCUCCCCUUUGCAACUACAUCGUACAACGACAUUGAGAAAUUCACAUUCAUACCUCAGUUGCUUCUCUCGUCAUUGAUCAUCCCAUUGACAUUUGCCCAGACAGACCUCGUGUCAACGUUAUUCUUACAAACAUUCACAUUUGUUACGUUUAAUAAGGUGGUUACAUCACAAUACUUUAUAUGGUUCUUGAUAUUCUUGCCCCAUUACUUAUCGAAAUCGACUUUGUUAACCGCGAAUAAAGUCAAGGGAGUGGUAGUGUUAUUGAGUUGGGUUGUGAGUCAAGGCGCUUGGUUAUAUUUUGCAUAUUUGUUGGAGUUUGAGGGGGUAAAUACGUUUGACUAUGGGUUGCUUUAUGCUAGUAUUGGGUUUUAUUUGUGUAAUUGUUGGUGUUUGGGGGUAUUUAUCGAUAAGUUAGAGAGCAAACUGGCCGAUUUAAGCUCCAAGAAGGAGUUAUAACCGUCAAUAUUUGUAAGUAAUUAAAAAUACAAGACAUGUAUAAUUUUUCAGCCAAGCAAUAAAUUGCGCUACCAAGC
Spathaspora passalidarum NRRL Y-27907 is the source of this 1329-nucleotide messenger RNA. Its product is annotated as glycosylphosphatidylinositol-alpha 1,4 mannosyltransferase I. Gene Ontology annotation, molecular function: GPI mannosyltransferase activity; alpha-1,4-mannosyltransferase activity. Bases 5 to 1252 code for a protein of 415 amino acids. The record is from RefSeq and is a predicted model, not a curated record. Gene Ontology annotation, biological process: GPI anchor biosynthetic process. Gene Ontology annotation, cellular component: glycosylphosphatidylinositol-mannosyltransferase I complex; membrane. The transcript has a single exon. NCBI's taxonomy places the organism in Eukaryota, Fungi, Ascomycota, Pichiomycetes, Serinales, Debaryomycetaceae.